Molecule: messenger RNA, 774 nt
Organism: Lachancea lanzarotensis
Lineage: Eukaryota; Fungi; Ascomycota; Saccharomycetes; Saccharomycetales; Saccharomycetaceae
Gene: FSH2
Product: LALA0S01e05270g1_1
Exons: 1
Coding region: 1-774 (257 amino acids)
Cellular component (GO): nucleus; cytoplasm
Source: RefSeq, a predicted model, not a curated record
AUGGUUAAAAAGGUGUUAAUGCUUCAUGGGUACGCCCAAUCGGGUACCAUUUUUUCUUCGAAAACUGGUGGGCUUCGUAAAACGCUUGGAAAGCUGGGCUACGAGCUUUUUUAUCCAUGUGCACCUAACAGGAUAGCAGGUGCCGAUAUGAGAGACAUUGAUGACAUGGCGGCGCAAUUCAACACCCAGGCUGGGACCGAUGAUAUCUUUGGAUGGUGGCUCAAGGAUCCAAAUGAUCAAUACAAGGUUCCACAGGAUACGAUAGACUUUUUACGUAGCUAUAUCAUCGAGAAUGGCCCAUUCGAGGGCAUCAUCGGAUUCAGCCAAGGAGCGGGCUACGCAGGAUACUUGUGCACAGACAUACGUCAACUACUUGGCCUGACCCAGGAGCAGCAGCCGGAUUUCAAGUUUUUCAUCAGUUUCAGUGGGUUCAGAAUGGCACCUGCAUGGUUCCAGAAGCAGUACUCAGAACAUCUAAUCACGGUGCCGUCCUUGCAUGUAGAGGGAGAGCUUGACACUGUGGUAGAGAGCAGCAGGGUCACGGCACUAUUCAAUGCGUGUUCUCCUGACACCAGGACACUUCUGAAGCAUCCAGGCGGCCAUUUUGUGCCAAACGGCAAGGGUUUCGUUACAAAAGUGACCAAUUGGCUACAGAUGCUGGACAAAAAUAGUUCAGAAGAGACUCCAGAACAAAAGAAAGAGCCCACAGAUCCUACCAAGCCUGAUCUCGACGACGACCUUUUGGCCAUGAUAGACGGGAUUGGCAAGGUCUAG